GGACCCGCGUCUGCUGCGGCGCUCUGGAGAGGCAGAGACUCAGGCAGGGGCUGAAGUGCCACUUUCUCAGCAUUUUCAGUGCGGGCAGCAUCUUCUCCCAGCCCCGGGUACAGUAACUGCUGCACGCAACCUAUCCUCCGGAUCGGGACAGGAGAUUCAGGUUUGCGCCAUCCAUGCGACUGAGAGCGCACCAUCCACCUGGAUAAGCAGCAUCAGCAUCAGUGCAGGGAGAACACGGACGCAAGCAUCGCCACAAGAAUAUGAUGCUCCAACAGCACUUGCUUUUCGUGCUCUACAGCUUCUGUGGGAUUGUCAUUAAAGAGGCGGCAACGAAAAACAAAGUGAAAGGUAGCCAGACUCAGUUCCCCAUCACCCAGAAUGUGACGGUGGUCGAGGGCAGCACGGCUAACAUGACCUGUCGAGUGGAUUAUAAUGAUAACACCUCCCUCCAGUGGUCAAAUCCAGCACAACAGACCCUCUUCUUCGGGGACAAGAAAGCAUUAAGGGACAACCGGAUUGAACUGGUUCGAGCCUCGUGGAAGGAGCUGACCAUCAGCAUCAAUGACGUUACUCUGUCAGAUGAAGGACAGUAUACAUGCUCGCUCUUCACCAUGCCUGUCAAGACUUCCAAGGCCUUCCUGACUGUGUUAGGUGUUCCAGCAAAACCAGAAAUCACAGGCCUCUCGAGACCUGCCCAGGAGGGGGAGGACGUCACACUGACAUGCACCACAUCUGGCAGCAAACCGGCUGCUGACAUCCGAUGGUUUAGAAACGACAAGGAGGUGCAAGGUCAGAAGGAGGUAAACGCCACUGGGAGGUCAUUCACGGUCAGGAGUAGCGUACACCUCAAGGUGGACCGGAAGGACGACGGAGCAGCGUACACCUGCGUGGUGGAGCACAUAUCUCUGGGCUCUAUGCCGCACCAGGUCACAGAAGUGCUGGAGGUCCACUAUCCUCCUCAGGUUCAGAUUGUGCACUCAGUAAUAGUACCUCAGGAAGGACAGUACUUCAAACUGGAGUGUGUAUCCAAAGGCAACCCACUGCCUGAGCCAGUUUUCUGGACGAAAGAUGGAGGUGAGCUUCCUGAUGUUGAACGAAUGAUCGUGGAGGGUAGAGAUCUAAUCAUUACCACACUGAACAAAACAGACAACGGCACAUACCGCUGUGAGGCCAGCAACAUCCUCGGCACCAACAGGGAUGAAUUUACACUGUAUGUGUAUGAUCCCAACGCUCUGACGCAGCACGGUCCCGACCACGCUCUCAUCGGCGGAGUGGUGGCCGUGGUGGUCUUCAUCACCCUGUGCUUCAUCAUCGUCCUGGGCCGAUAUCUGGCCAGGCACAAAGGGACAUACUUAACCAAUGAGGCCAAAGGAGCGGAGGACGCCCCUGACGCAGACACUGCCAUCAUCAAUGCGGAGGGGAACCACGCACAUGCAGAGGAAAAGAAAGAGUACUUCAUUUAGCACCUCUGUUUUUUUCUGUUCAGUAUUGUCACGGCAACACUGCGAGCCAGCAGAGGAGGCGUUAUAGCGCUCCGCUCCCUAACAGCACUAGUCUGGUCUGGCUUUGUCUCUGUUUGCGAAACCUCUUUAAGGCCAAAUUCGACACGCCACCUGCUGAAAAAGAAUGUUGCCUCUUUUUAAACGAUUCUCAAUCGUCCAAAAAAACCAAACAAAUCUAAAAUCAGUUGAGUUUGUAACUGUAACACCAGGUCCAUUUAGGCCAAGAAACCCUAUCCCACCCCUCCAAAAUGACCCCCGUUUGAUUUGCAAAGUGCCAAAAUAUACAGACAUGUGCUUGUCAUGUUUGUUGCUGUGUUUACUCAUUUAAUUUCCCAGUGAAUGCUGAUUUCUCAACCACCCUCACUGUGCCUGUUAUAUACCUUUUUACAGAUAUUACCAGGGAGCGGCAAGAAAUGUGGUUCAUCUCAAGUCGGAAAACCUUGGCUUUGCCAAUAAUUACGCUUUAAGACAAGAAUAUGUGAGAUGUAUAAUGUAAAUAUCAUG
Messenger RNA from Rhinichthys klamathensis goyatoka, 2006 nucleotides. It is a transcript of the gene cadm2b, whose product is annotated as cell adhesion molecule 2b. Bases 261 to 1463 code for a protein of 400 amino acids. The transcript has 10 exons. The record is from RefSeq and is a predicted model, not a curated record. Lineage: Eukaryota; Metazoa; Chordata; Actinopteri; Cypriniformes; Leuciscidae.